AUGAACGUCACCCAGGUGUUGGAGAGCACUCUGUCGCCAGAUGCGACGGCACGUGCAAAUGCUGAGCAGCAACUUAUUCAUGCGGCGGAAGUCGACUUCGCCCAAUAUCUCAUCACUCUCGCCCAAGAGUUGGCGAACGAAAACACUGCGUCCCACAUCAGAACGGCUGCCGGUCUUGCUUUGAAGAACGCUUUCACGUUUAGGGAUCUUGCUCGGCUACGUGAGGUGCAAGGAAAAUGGCUUCAGCAGAUCAGCCCCGAAAUCAAGGCACAGGUGAAGGAGUUGGCUCUCAAAACACUCAACUCCAAGGAUGGUCGAGCCGGCCAGUCAGCCGCUCAGUUCAUUGUCUCCAUCGCAGCCAUCGAACUCCCACGGAACGAGUGGCCCGAUCUUAUGAAUAUUCUUGUUCAGAAUGUCGCUAGUGGCUCCGAUCAACUGAAGCAGGCCUCGCUAAUUACGAUCGGUUUCAUCUGCGAGUCUCAGGACGGCGAGCUGCGGGAGAGUCUGACCGCACACUCCAACGCCAUACUGACUGCCGUUGUCCAGGGCGCACGUCGUGAAGAGUCCAACUUGGACAUUCGCAAUGCCGCUAUCAAGGCACUCAGCGACUCCGUAGAUUUUGUGCGGUCGAAUAUGGACAACGAAGGCGAGCGGAAUUACAUUAUGCAGGUGGUCUGCGAAGCUACGCAGGCUGACGAUCUUCGCAUCCAAUCUGGAGCAUUCGGAUGCCUGAACCGUAUCAUGGCGCUGUACUAUGAAAAAAUGCGCUUUUACAUGGAAAAGGCCUUGUUUGGCUUGAGCGUUAUGGGCAUGAAGAGUGAAGAGGAGGAUGUCUCCAAGCUUGCUAUUGAGUUUUGGUGCACAGUCUGUGAAGAGGAAAUUGCUAUUGAGGAUGACAACGCUGCGGCUCAGGAGGAGGGAGUGGCUGAAAUGCGCCCAUUCUUUGGAUUUGCUCGCGUCGCUUGCAGAGAAGUCGUCCCGGUUCUUCUGCAGGCUAUGUGCAGGCAGGACGAGGAUUCUACCGACGACGAGUACAAUGUCUCUCGAGCCGCUUAUCAGGCUUUGCAGCUUUACGCUCAGUGUGUUCAGGGCGACGUUAUUCCCCCUGUGCUCGCAUUCAUCGAGGAGAAUAUCCGUCAUGAAGACUGGCGCCAUAGGGAUGCUGCAGUGGCCGCCUUCGGCGCUAUCAUGGACGGACCCGACCCCAAAAUCCUUGAACCCCUGAUUAAACAAGCCUUGAGUGUCCUUGUUGGCAUGAUGGAGGACAGUUCUAUCCAGGUCCGCGAUUCGGCGGCCUAUGCCCUUGGUCGCGUAUGCGACUUCUGCUCUGAGACUCUAGACCCUGACGUGCAUUUACAACCUCUCAUUACUUGCCUCUUCAACGGCCUUGCCAGUACCCCGAAGAUUGCGAGCUCCUGCUGUUGGGCCUUGAUGAACGUUGCCGAUCGAUUUGCCGGUGACGUUGGCGCGCAGACAAACCCUCUGUCGAAGCACUUCGAGGAAAGCGUGAAGUCACUUCUUACGCUGACCGAAAGACAAGAUGCGGACAACCAACUACGUACGGCUGGAUACGAAGUCCUAAACUCCUUCGUGACCAAUGCCGCCAACGACAGUCUUCCGAUGGUCGCCAAUCUCUCGAACGUUAUUCUCCAGCGAUUGGAGCAUACUAUCCCUAUGCAACAGCAAGUGGUCAAUGUCGAGGAUCGCAUCACUUUAGAGGAGAUGCAAACGAGCUUGACUAGCGUACUUCUGGCCAUUGUUCAACGGCUUGAAACCGAAAUUAAGCCACAGGCCGACCGCAUAAUGCACGUGGCGCUUCAGAUUUUGAGCACUGUUCCCCCCAAGUCCAGCGUUCCCGAUGUGGUUUUCGCCACUGUGGGUGCCAUUGCUGGCGCUUUGGAGGAAGAGUUUAUUAAAUAUAUGGACUCUUUCACUCCAUUCCUCUACAACGCUCUCGGCAACCAAGAGGAGCCUGCUCUGUGCUCAAUGGCCAUCGGUUUGGUCAGUGAUAUCGCCCGGGCUUUGAAUGAGAAGGUCCAACCUUACUGCGAUACGUUCAUGAAUUUCUUGCUUGAAAAUUUGAGGAGCUCGACGAACCAGCUGAAGCCUGCCAUCCUAGAGACCUUUGGAGACAUCGCUCAGGCCAUUGGAACACAGUUUGACACCUAUCUGACUGUCGUUGCUCAAGUUCUUCAACAAGCAUCGACUGUGACCGCCAGUCCAGAUGUCAACAUGGAGAUGCUGGACUACAUAAUUUCGCUUCGUGAGGGCAUCAUGGAUGCUUGGGGUGGCAUCCUUCUCGCGUACAAGGGCAAGCCACAGAUCACCCAACUUCAAGCUCAUGUUGAAGCCAUCUUUCAGUUGCUCCACACAGUGUCCCAGGAUCCUUCCCGUACUGAGGGGUUGAUGAGAGCAUCUAUGGGUGUCCUUGGUGAUCUCUCGGAUGCGUUCCCUAAUGGGGAGUUUGCCGCGUUCUUCCGCAAUGACUGGGUGACUAGCUUGGUCACUGAGACACGAAAGAACAGAGAGUUCGGCCCACGUACAAUUGAAACUGCCCGGUGGACUCGUGAGCAGGUCAAGCGCCAAAUUAGCUUGUCCACCGCGGCUGCCAUGGCCUAA
Messenger RNA from Aspergillus tanneri, 2619 nucleotides. It is a transcript of the gene KAP95, whose product is annotated as karyopherin beta. The record is from RefSeq and is a predicted model, not a curated record. Gene Ontology annotation, biological process: protein import into nucleus. Bases 1 to 2619 code for a protein of 872 amino acids. Gene Ontology annotation, cellular component: nucleus; cytoplasm. Gene Ontology annotation, molecular function: small GTPase binding; nuclear import signal receptor activity. The transcript is spliced from 9 exons. NCBI's taxonomy places the organism in Eukaryota, Fungi, Ascomycota, Eurotiomycetes, Eurotiales, Aspergillaceae.